AUGAACGGAGCCACGGCACUUCGCUGCAGUCGGCGAUUAUACUCGACACAGAAGAACGCUCCCCUCUAUUUGAAUCCCCAUGCUUGGAAGAAUUUACCUGCUGAUCGGAUUUUCGAACUUCACAAAAUCCGCCAGGAAGCGUUAGGUGAGAAAUACAAUCCAAAUGAUGCUGAAAGAAAUGCAAUUUUGUCCACUAUCGAGUCUUUAGGCCCUGGAAAGUCUGCACUUGAAUACGCUUACGAAAUAGACAACUUCAAGGAGCGCCACAUGAACAAUACUCCAGUAAACUUGCGUGGUCUUCCUCCCAGAAAAAGCAACAUAAACGUCAUUGCUAAGGGUUCUACUCCCCACGAGAUUCGGAAAAGAGAGCAGAUCAUGCGUACGUGUGCGUACGAGAUGCCACUUUUGGCCAAAUACCGUCAAGAAUACAAACCUAGACCCAACUCAGAAACACCUUUGUCGUUGCGUUUCCACUCAGACUUCACCGACGAGUCCAAUGCCAACAACAGAAAGGUCACAUUGAGGUGUAAAAUAGAGGACCUCAAUUUGAACGAAAAACAGCAAAAAAAAUUCAUGAUUUUGUCGGGAAACAGAUUCAACCACAGAGACGGCGCUGUCAAGUUUGCCUGCGCUCAGUACCCCGAAGCUACCCAGAACGCACGCUGGCUAGUCGACACCUUCAACCGCUUGCUCGAGCAGGCCAAAGAUUUGACUGACGACUUUGCUGAUGUUCCAAUUGACACUCGUCAUAUGCAAGUGAAGAAAUCCAAACCUCAGUUUCCUGAACACUGGAAAAGGCCCCAAGAUGCUCCAGUAGAGAGACAUGCCAUAGUGGCUCGACUUGUGGACCGUGUUAAGUCAUACAAGGACCAACUGUACAUAGAAAAGUUUACCCCAUAA
Molecule: messenger RNA, 900 nt
Organism: Meyerozyma guilliermondii ATCC 6260
Lineage: Eukaryota; Fungi; Ascomycota; Pichiomycetes; Serinales; Debaryomycetaceae
Product: mitochondrial 37S ribosomal protein mS35
Exons: 1
Coding region: 1-900 (299 amino acids)
Biological process (GO): mitochondrial translation
Cellular component (GO): mitochondrial small ribosomal subunit
Molecular function (GO): structural constituent of ribosome
Source: RefSeq, a predicted model, not a curated record